GUCGUCUUGACCGCGUUAUGAAGAGCUAGCUGUCAUGGUGGACGAGCCAAAAAAUUUCAGACGAUAAUUUUCUGUCGGAAUUACCGUGCUCUUAAUGAAAUAAAAGAUUACUUCAAAUCCAGUCAAUGGACAGAAUCAAUUCUAUAAUUAUCAGAGCCCGACACGAACGAUUUGCAGUGUUUUCCUUUCUGCACCAGAUGCAAUAAAUGAGAUCAUCAUUGUAUUGAAAUCAGGACCGGUUCUCCUGCCAAACUUUAAAAUGGCCACACCAGACAAACUAAAAACAUUAUUUGAAGAUCUAGGAAAACCAACUUUGAGGGGAGUUCGGAAAUGCCCCAAGUGUGGGACCUACAAUGGUACAAGAGGAAUCAGCUGUAAAAACAAAACGUGUGAUGUAGUUUUCAAAGAAAGAGAGAAAAAGAAAGGACACAGUGCUGAUGCUGUGAAGAUUAUAACUGGUUCCACGGUUCAAGUGUUUUCAGUGAGACUGCGAGAUAGAGGACCAGAUUACAGGGGCUUUGUACAGUUACCGCUGUUUCAAGACAUGGACGGGAAUCCAGCCACCGUGGUGGACCAGGCCCUUGUGUAUCAGGCAGCCAGGUGUUAUGUGGACAGCUGUUCUCGGAACAGUCAGUUAGGAUUUCAGAAUGACUCCUGUCCUCACAUUAGGGCAGCCAUCGAGUGUGAACAGGAAGCUCAGCCAUUGACUCUGAAGAAUUCGGUGCUAAAUGCCUUGCAGGUCCCAAACGAUACGAAGCAGGCUAUUUGGUUGUUGGCUACUGAGACAACAGGACCUCUGGUGCAGAGAGUCACUAAAAACAUUAUGGUGGUCAAAUGUAAAGUUAGUCCAAAGCAACCACUUGGAUUUUUACACUUUGCAUUUUUUGAGACUACAAGGAAUCGGACUCAACCAGAGCAUAAAUUCCAAUGUACUUGCCGUUCUUUUAAGACAAAACCAGGACCGAAAGAGGAUUUGCACAAGAGAUGUGUCCAUUUUUAUGCCUGUAUAUGUGCAUUUGCCAGUGAUGAAAAAUUGCAGGAGGAGUUCGAAUAUUACAUCAACUUGGAUGCAAACUUGACAAUACCCACAGAUAUGCCCUCGCCAGAGCGACAGGUGGUUGCCAUUUUUCAAGACAAUGAGAUUGACAUGUCUGAUCCUACGACUUUGGAGGUUGUUAUAAGUGAUGACAGCAUAGUCCGGCCAGCUAAAAAACUGAAGAAAGACGAAACCAUGGUUCAAGCUAGUAAUGCUUUAUUGACAUUACAAGAGGGAGGUAAUCCAAAUAGUCCAAAGAAGAACAGCCCAGUUAAACAACCACCACAGACCAAAGCAGCUGCAUCUGCUGUCAAAAAACCAGGCACACAGCCUAUAGAUGAAUCGUUAGUGGUGGUGUCUUUUCAUCAGUGGCUGGGCAGUGUUACAGAGAGGAUUAACCAAACUAUGCACUAUCAGUUUGAUGGUUUUCCAGAUCCAUUAGUCUUUCAUGCUCCCCAGGUUUUCUUUGAAUGUCUGCAACAGAGAAUCUCAUCUGGCAGUAAGAAGAAGAGAUUGCCAAACUCCAUCCAAGCCUUUGUCCGUAAAGAUGCGCUGCCUUUGGGCACAUUCACUAAGUACACCUGGCAAAUCACCAACAUCCUGCAUGUCAAGCAGAUUUUUGAUACACCUGAAAUGCCAUUGGAUAUCACUCGCAAUUUUGUGGAAAACCGGGAUGGAACGUUCGAUUUGUACGAAGUGCCAAAAGUUCAAGUGGAGAAUUUGGAUGAACCAUUUAAGGGCAAAAAUCCCCUUCCAAUUCGACCUUUUGAACUGAAAACCUACCUCAAAGUCGGAAACACGUCAGCUGAUCAGAAGGAACCCACCCCUUUCGUUAUUGAGUGGAUUCCUGACAUUUUACCCAAGUCACGGAUUGGAGAGCUGAGAAUCAAGUUUGAGUACGGUCACCAGAGAAACGGACAAAUUGUAGAACAUAGACUUGUGACGCACGAGAUUCCUGUUCAGGCUAUACAUGUACAAGACAUAGGAUAAAUUAAAGACUAUACAUUAUACAUCAAUGUAAACCCUUCUUCCUGUCAGAUUUUUACUUACUGGUUUCAAUAUGCAUGCCUACGUUUGACAAGUUACAUUGUUCCUAUGCUUUCUUCUAUGAAGAUGUUAUUUUAAACAUCA
This is a messenger RNA of Ostrea edulis (European flat oyster), 2167 nucleotides long. RefSeq lists its product as uncharacterized. The coding region runs from base 260 to 2026 and encodes 588 amino acids. The record is from RefSeq and is a predicted model, not a curated record. Gene Ontology annotation, cellular component: nucleus. Gene Ontology annotation, molecular function: zinc ion binding. The transcript is spliced from 10 exons. Lineage: Eukaryota; Metazoa; Mollusca; Bivalvia; Ostreida; Ostreidae.